Lycium ferocissimum is the source of this 1354-nucleotide messenger RNA. RefSeq names its product replication factor C subunit 3. The coding region runs from base 65 to 1123 and encodes 352 amino acids. The transcript has 9 exons. Gene Ontology annotation, molecular function: DNA binding; ATP hydrolysis activity; ATP binding. NCBI's taxonomy places the organism in Eukaryota, Viridiplantae, Streptophyta, Magnoliopsida, Solanales, Solanaceae. Gene Ontology annotation, cellular component: DNA replication factor C complex; nucleus. The record is from RefSeq and is a predicted model, not a curated record. Gene Ontology annotation, biological process: DNA repair; DNA-templated DNA replication.
UAACUUGACCCGACAGUCCAAAUGUUCAUAAAUCCUAGGGUUUAAGGAAGAGAGAAACCUGAAAAUGGCGGAAACAAUGGAGAUCGACGAUAAACCAAACAAGGGUAAAAACAUAGUCUUUUCAACAUCCAAUAAUGAACCCAAAUCUGUUCCUUGGGUCGAAAAAUUUCGUCCUCAAUCCCUCGAUGACGUGGCUGCUCAUCGUGAUAUUGUUGAAACCAUUGAUAGGCUUGCGAGUAGUAAUAGGUUGCCGCAUUUGCUGCUUUAUGGACCGCCUGGAACUGGAAAGACAUCUACAAUUCUUGCUCUUGCUCGGAAGCUAUAUGGGACUCAGAUGAACAAUAUGGUUUUAGAGCUGAAUGCGUCUGAUGAUCGCGGGAUUGAUGUGGUGCGACAGCAGAUUCAGGACUUUGCUAGUACUCAGAGCAUCUCAUUUGGUGCAAAGUCAGCGGUGAAGUUAGUACUAUUGGAUGAAGCAGAUGCGAUGACAAAAGAUGCACAGUUUGCUCUGCGUCGAGUGAUUGAGAAAUAUACAAGAAACACUAGGUUUGCUUUGAUAUGUAACAAUGUCAACAAGGUUAUUCCUGCCCUACAAUCACGAUGUACACGAUUUAGGUUUGCUCCACUCGAUGCAGUUCAUGUCUCUGAGCGGCUCAAACAUGUUAUCGAGGCUGAACGGCUUGAUGUCCCCGAGGGUGGUUUAAAGGCACUUGUACAAUUGAGCAACGGCGACAUGCGAAAAGCUUUAAACAUUUUGCAGUCAACACACAUGGCUUCUCAGCUGAUUACGGAAGAAGCUGUCUAUCUGUGCACUGGAAAUCCAUUGCCGAAGGACAUUGAGCAGAUCUCUUACUGGCUUCUGAAUGAACCCUUUGCUAUCAGUUGCAAACGAAUAUCAGACAUCAAGACAAUAAAAGGGUUAGCUCUGGUGGAUAUCGUGAGAGAAGUAACCAUGUUUGUCUUCAAGAUUAAGAUGCCAGCAGAUGUUCGAGUUCAGCUGAUCAAUGAGAUGGCUGAUAUUGAGUAUAGGUUAACUUUUGGUUGCAAUGACAAGUUGCAGCUUGGAUCACUGAUUGCUGCUUUUACACGAGCAAGAGCCGCACUUGUUUCAGCUGCAAAGUAAUCAUGUCGGACAACCCGGUGGCUUGCCCCACCACCUGAAAACUUUGCGAUGUUUUAAGAUUCUGCGCUGUGCCAAAUUUUGGGAAUGUAGGUUUUAAAGCUUCUUGAGGUAGUAUUGUAGAAAAGCUCUCCCAAAUGUAAAGUGCACAAAUGUUCCAAGUGCUUUGCUGUUGUUGCACAUUGUAGCUACAUUUUCAUUUACAAGCUUUGCUCUGUUUUGAGUUUUUUUUUU